AUGUAUCAUUUUGCUCCCAUUGAUAUAUUCUCUGAUGAUGAAGAAUUUACACAUCAAGAAAUUGAUGAUGAAUUAACUGUUACAAUUUCAGAAGAAGAUCUCCUUGCAUCAAACCAUCUAAAUUUUGAACAAAAACACGCAUAUAAUUUGAUUCUCGAAACUUUACUUCUCAACAAAUCUGCUGCAUUCUUCAUUGAUGGUCCUGCUGGCACUGGAAAAACAUUUCUAUAUAAAGCACUUCUUGCUGAAAUUAGAUCGAAACAUAUAAUAGCACUUGCAACUGCAUCAUCUGGUGUUGCUGCAUCAAUUUUACCUGGAGGCCGAACAGAACAUUCACGAUUUAAGAUUCCAUUAAAUAUAGAAAAAAAUAGUACAUGUAAUGUUAGCAAACAAGGAAAUCUUGCUAAAUUAUUACGUCUUGCAAAAUUAAUUAUAUGGGAUGAAGCACCUAUGUCUGGAAAACAUUCUAUAGAGGCAGUAGAUAAAAUGUUGCGAGAUAUAAAUGAUACAGACCUUCUUUUCGGUGGAAAAGUUAUUGUUUUUGGUGGAGAUUUUCGUCAAGGAAAUCGAUUGCAGGCAGUAAUAUUUGAUAGAGAUAUUGAUCUACGCGAUGAUACACUGCAUGUUUUUCAAUCUUAUUAUAUAGGCAAUGCAUAUGUGAAAGCAAUAGAUCCAAGACACAAGAUAGAAGCGCAUCAAUAUCAAUGGAUAAUCAAUUCGAGGACAAUUAUUGAAAAUCUUGAAGAUGAUGAACCAGCACUAAAAGCUCCAGAAUAUAAUAUCAUCUCUUUCAAUGAGCUUGACGCUUAUAAGGAUACUGAUUCUGAAAUAGAUAUUUUAGCUGUUGCAAUCCAAAUGAUGCCACCAAGAGAAGUCAACACUAUCCAUGGAAAGACAACAGUUCAAGAUAUACAAGUUAUUUAUGAAAGGGCAACACAAAAUGAUGGAUUGCUAGAAGAAAUCAUUGCCAAGAAUUUAGACACAUCAAGAGGAUCAACUUCAACCAGUGCCAUGCAGACGAUAACAAAAAUUUCUGAGAUUACUGAAGUUAUUGAGUCCACAGAACCAAUGGCGGUAUAA
Messenger RNA from Juglans regia (Persian walnut), 1080 nucleotides. RefSeq names its product ATP-dependent DNA helicase pif1-like. Gene Ontology annotation, molecular function: DNA helicase activity. NCBI's taxonomy places the organism in Eukaryota, Viridiplantae, Streptophyta, Magnoliopsida, Fagales, Juglandaceae. The coding region runs from base 1 to 1080 and encodes 359 amino acids. The transcript has 4 exons. Gene Ontology annotation, biological process: DNA repair; telomere maintenance. The record is from RefSeq and is a predicted model, not a curated record.